Molecule: messenger RNA, 1319 nt
Organism: Polistes canadensis
Lineage: Eukaryota; Metazoa; Arthropoda; Insecta; Hymenoptera; Vespidae
Gene: mRpL38
Product: 39S ribosomal protein L38, mitochondrial
Exons: 6
Coding region: 89-1297 (402 amino acids)
Cellular component (GO): mitochondrial large ribosomal subunit
Source: RefSeq, a predicted model, not a curated record
AUAAAAAGAAUAGUAUAUGAAUAUCGUUCGAUAUAGCAAUCCUAAUUGAGGUUAGGAUAUUUAAUUUCAUGUAACUAAAGUGUGAGAUAUGGCAGGAAGGAUUUUUCGUUCACUUUCCACUGAUUUAUUAAAUAUUAAUGGUCAACAAAUUCGAUAUGGUCAUCAUAUACGUGGAAAACCUCCAACAAUUGCUCGUUCAUUAGAACAACGACUGGCAUUGGCAGAGAAAAGAGAAGAGUAUUUAAAAAAUCAAGUUAAUAUUGGUUUAUCGUUUACUACAAAAUCUAAGAAGACAUUGAUGAAAGAAUGGAAUGCCGAAUUAAAAGCUAAUGAGAAGAAUUCUGAAUUAGAGAAAAGUUCACGUAAAUUGGCAAUAAAUAUCGAUUUAGAAAAAGCUAGAGAGAUUUGGUGGGAAACAAAUGGGCCAGAACAUACUUAUAGAAUUGCAGAACAUUACGGAGUCUAUCAACAUUUGUAUAAAGAUGCAUUUUUUUACCCGGUUAUACAAUUACAAAUAGAUUAUGAUUUAGGAAUAGAGGAUGUACUCGCUAGAGUUUAUACUGGAAAUGUAAUUAAACCGAGUGAAGCUAAAAACCAACCUACCGUUAACUAUAUUGCUAGCUCAGAUACGCUAUGGACUUUAUUAAUGACUACACCAGAUGGAAACUUUACGGAUCCUUCUAACGAAUAUUGCCACUGGUUUAUUGGAAAUAUACCUGGAAAUGACAUUGCAAAAGGAGAACAACUAGUCGAUUAUUUAAGACCAAUACCAUCGCGUGGUAUUGGAUACUGUAGAUAUAUAUUUGUAUUAUAUAAACAGGACAAACGUAUCGAUUACACAAAAUAUAAAAAGGAACAGCCUUGUCUAAAUUUAUUGGAACGUGAUUGGAAUACAUUAGAAUUUUAUAGAGAAUAUCAAGAUUAUUUAACACCAGCAGGAAUAACAUUUUUCCAAUCGGACUGGGAUCAAUCUCUUACUGAUUUUUAUCAUUAUAAUUUACAAAUGGAAGAACCAGUGUUUGAGUACGAUUUUCCAAAACCAUAUCUAAGGCCGCAGGAAUGGUUCCCCCGAAGACGAGCUUUUAAUUUAUAUUUAGAUAGAUACAGGGAUCCAAAAGAAAUAAAUAAGGAAUUUUUAUUAAAGAAAUUGAAAAAGGUUCAUCCAUUCAGAAAACCAGAACCACCAUUGAAAUAUCCAAAUGCUCAUGCAUUGGACAAAUCUAUGCCUUCUUGGUUGAGAGUAGAAACGAAAAAAGAAAGACUAGGAUGGGGACGUAUUAAUAAUAUAAAUGAGUAGUAUAUUUAUAAUUAAUAUACUU